AUGCCCAUCUACCUUUUACGAGUAUCCCUAGACCAUCUCUCCUUUCGUCUACCAUCUCUCAUCUCAAUCGGUGAUCUAUAUGGAUUCUCUAUCAACUUUCUCUCCGAAGACACAUCUAGAGCUGGUCUCGUCAUCGAGCUCGAGCACGAGUCUCAUCUUCAGCAUAUCCUCGAUCGAGGUGUUCUUGUGAUUUCUGCAAUAGAAUUACUAGCUAAAGGAACGUCAUAUGAUAUCCUGCAUGAUCAGCUUCGUGCCAAAAUUACAGAUGUCGCUCAUGGCGAGGGCAAGUCAUGGCGUUUCACGUUUGAGAGUGUCAACCAUCACGUUCCACAUAAAAGGCAAUUGGAGGUGAUCAAAUCUUUCCCCUAUCUCGACUUUAAAGGUCCAAUACAAGUCAAAGAUCCGGAUGUGGAAUAUGUUAUACUGGAAGAUUACGACUGGCCAUACGAAAAUAGUCAUCAAGUGCUUAGUAACGAAGAGAGGGACGGUAAAUUCCGAUAUGUCUUCUUCGGUCGUCGGGCUGGUCACUCUCGCGCCAGACCUCUCAUAGUUUCACAAAGCAUAAAAACUCGCAAGUACUACGGUACCACUACUAUGGAAGCUGAAAUGGGACUUCUUAUGGCCGGUCAAACCCUGCCUGCCCCAGGUAAGAUCAUCUACGAUCCGUUUGUCGGAACCGGAUCGGCAUUAUACGGGUGUGCUCAUUGGGGAGCGUAUGUCAUGGGGUCUGAUAUCGACGGAAGACAGAUGAGAGGUCGAAGAAAAGGGAAAGGCGUCACAUCUGGGAUACUCGAAAACGCCGACCAAUACGGUUUAUCAGAUCAAAUUCUCGACCUCUUGACGUUCGACGUCACACGGGCACCUUUGCGAAGAGGAGGAUGGGUAGACGCAAUCAUCACUGAUCCACCAUACGGGGUGAGAGCAGGUGCUAAACGACAAGGCAAACGAAAUCCGGAGAAACGACCUGUUGCAGAACAGCCUGUAUUGUUAGAGGAUGGCAGCUAUUCACAUAAAAAAGAUACAUAUGUACCACCUUUCAGACCAUACGAACUUACAGAUCUUACCGUCGAUUUGGUACUGCUCGCUCGAUAUCUUCUCGUACCAAAGGGAAGACUAGUAUUCUUCUUACCCACAGUCACGGAAGAUUAUGAUGAAGUCGACAUACCGUUGGUGCAAGGUAUGAGGGAAAUCAAGAUUGGUCAUGGAAGUGUACAAUCCUUCGGCAAAUGGGGACGUCGAUUGAUCACUAUGGAAAAGAUCGCGGAGGUUGAUGGUCCUCCCCCGACUUUUGAGAACCACGAGGUAUCAAAUGAUAAUGUGCCGGGUCAUCAUCAGUUCAAUCGGAGAGUGAGUCAAUUGUGUCAGUCUCACUAG
Tremella mesenterica DSM 1558 is the source of this 1374-nucleotide messenger RNA. RefSeq lists its product as uncharacterized. Gene Ontology annotation, molecular function: nucleic acid binding. The transcript is spliced from 9 exons. Gene Ontology annotation, cellular component: cytoplasm. Gene Ontology annotation, biological process: methylation. Lineage: Eukaryota; Fungi; Basidiomycota; Tremellomycetes; Tremellales; Tremellaceae. Bases 1 to 1374 code for a protein of 457 amino acids. The record is from RefSeq and is a predicted model, not a curated record.